Messenger RNA from Cladophialophora psammophila CBS 110553, 1044 nucleotides. RefSeq lists its product as uncharacterized. NCBI's taxonomy places the organism in Eukaryota, Fungi, Ascomycota, Eurotiomycetes, Chaetothyriales, Herpotrichiellaceae. Bases 1 to 1044 code for a protein of 347 amino acids. The transcript has 2 exons. The record is from RefSeq and is a predicted model, not a curated record.
AUGGCGACCUCAAUUCGUGUUUCAAACAACAUCCACAUGCCAUCCAACGACACGGGAGAAAGAGGCGGAUGGAGAAAUCUGUACUCCUGGCUUGGAUUCCGAGAGGGAUAUAAUGUCCCACUGUUCAUCGUAUUCGCCGCCACGCUUUUAGGCUUCAGCCUUUCUCAGCUCGGCUACCUUGACUUGAAAACAUUCUCAAAGAGUGCAGCGCCAGGAGAGUGGUAUUGGUAUCAAGCCGGCCAUUACCGGAUUGGCUUGCUGCUCCACCUGGCCACCAUCCUACCGGCCGGUAUUCUGGUGAUCUUUCAAUUCGUUCCAGCCAUUCGCGGUCGAACAAUGCUGUUCCAUCGCGUCAACGGCUAUAUCGUCAUCCUUCUCAUCCUCAUCAGCAACGGAGGCGCGCUCAUGAUCGCUCGACGUGCUUUCGGCGGAGAACUGGCAGCACAAGCUGCGGUUGGAGUCCUGGUCAUUUCGACAACCAUCGGAUUGGGGAUGGCGUACUGUAACAUCAAAAAACUUCAAGUCGAUCAGCAUCGAGCUUGGAUGUUGCGGACCAUGUUCUAUUUAGGCGCCAUAAUUACCACUCGAAUCAUCAUGGUUGUUGCCGCCUUGAUUGCCUCCAAAACCGAAUCGUACAAUGUGAUCAUGACUUGUGGUGAACUAAGCUCAAUGCAUGGCUUAAGUUACUUGGCAGAGAUGUACCCUGGUUGUGUCGUAGGUUCAAGCAUCUUGGAGGACGAGUUGAAGAUUAUACAUGCAGAUUUCUUCAGAGGGAUCAAAGAACAGAUUGUAGCGAGCCUUCGCAUCACUUUCGGAAUGGCUCUCUGGCUGGCAUUCUUUCUGCACGCGGUAGGCAUCGAAGCAUACCUUGCACUGACGCCUCGCGAAGCUCAAAGGCUGAGGAUGGUGUCAUAUGAGAAGCAAUUGAAGGCAGGCAUGAGCCCCCCAGGUUCUGCAGGGCUAGUGGCGGAGAGCUUUGGAGAUGCGGACGCAUGGGAACCGACAGCGAGGGUCGAUAUUGCAAGCCAAGGCGGUAUGGUGUGA